AUGAGCACGAUCGAUGAGUUCGUCCUCCCCGCAGUGGCUACAAUCCAAGACUGCCGAUCCAAGCUUCUACGAACGAUACCCCAACGCGGACUUGGAACGGAAGACGUCUAUCAACACUUACAGCAUGACAUCGUACCAGGACUCAACAGAAGCAGUCAAUCUGCCAGCUUCUACGGCUUCGUAACUGGUGGAACUACCCCAGCAGCCGCUUUUGCCGACAAUCUCGUUACUCAACAUGACCAAAACGUACAAGUUCAUCUCCCAAAUGACACUAUAGCUACGGAUGUCGAAGAUGCAGCAUUACGAAUGCUCUGUAACUUGGUCGACCUAGAAGAACAUGAGUUCAACAAUCGGACAUUUACAACCGGGGCAACUGCAAGUAAUGUCAUCGGCCUCGCAUGCGGGCGGGAGUACAUCAUUGCAGAGAUGGCUAGGCGGCAGGGUAAGACCGCUUCUGUUUCCGAGGAUGGUAUCAUCGAAGCCCUUCGGAUUGCAGGAAUCGAUUCUAUCCAGAUACUGACUACUGUCCCUCAUUCUUCCCUACGGAAAGCUGCCUCCAUCGUUGGACUUGGGAGAACGUGCGUGAAAGAUCUGGGUCUUUUCCAAGCAAAACACAAUUUCGAUCUUGCAGCUUUGGAACAGGCCCUGAAGACCCCUCGUACAGCCUCGAUCGUUUCAAUAUCCUGCGCAGAAGUUAACACUGGAUUCUUCGCUACAUCGGGCGACGACAUGAAAACCAUCCGACAGCUCUGUGAUACUUACGGUGCCUGGAUACAUGUCGAUGCGGCAUUUGGCCUCCCCGCAAGAUAUCUACCCAAGUAUGAACCCAAGUAUGCAGCCCUUGUCGAUGGAGUGAAGAACAUCAUCCUCGCAGACUCCAUCGCUGGGGAUUGCCAUAAGCUCUUGAACGUGCCGUACGACUGUGGAGUCUUCUUCUCCCGUCAUCUCGACAUUGGCACUCGGGUGUUUCAAAAUCCAAACGCAGCUUACCUCAGCUCUUCUUCAGAAAGCAGUAUACCAUCGCCUCUGAACAUCGGCAUCGAGAACAGUCGACGGUUCAGAGCUUUGCCAGUGUAUGCUACGCUGGCAUCAUACGGCAGGGAGGGGCAUGUCGAACUUCUCGAGAGACAAAUCUCCCUCGCCCGCUGCAUCGCGGAAUUCAUCGCCAACACUCCUAGUUUCCAGCUGCUUCCUCAAUCCCCGCCCUCGUUUGCAAAGGUUAAGGAGCAAGGGAUCGCUCGCAUAUACAACAUCGUGCUUUUCCGUGCGACUGAUCCCGAAAUCAAUAAAGAACUUGUCCAGCGCGUCAAUGCGACAAGGAAGAUUUUCAUCAGCGGUACUCAAUGGGAUGGCCAGCCUGCAGCUCGUUUUGCAAUUUCGAAUUGGCAAGUCGACGUCGAUCGGGACAUGGCGCUGAUCAAGGAAGUACUGCUGAGCGUAGUGAGCUGA
This is a messenger RNA of Ramularia collo-cygni, 1449 nucleotides long. Its product is annotated as related to L-2,4-diaminobutyrate decarboxylase. The transcript has a single exon. The record is from RefSeq and is a predicted model, not a curated record. Bases 1 to 1449 code for a protein of 482 amino acids. Gene Ontology annotation, molecular function: pyridoxal phosphate binding; carbon-carbon lyase activity. Gene Ontology annotation, biological process: carboxylic acid metabolic process. Lineage: Eukaryota; Fungi; Ascomycota; Dothideomycetes; Mycosphaerellales; Mycosphaerellaceae.